AUGAAGGACGAGCAAAUUGUCGGCGCGGCCUUGGCCGAAGUGCUCCCCAAGACGAACACGUACUGGUUUCAGCAACCGCAUCUCCUGAGGUUGAACCUGCUGCUGCUGGUUCCAUUGCUGUCCUCAUCAGUAGCAGGAUACGAUGGAUCAUUGAUGAACGGCCUUCAAUCGUUACAGCAAUGGCGAGAAUACUUUGGAAACCCGACUGGCGUGAAGCUUGGAGUUGUCAACGCCGCACAAUCUAUUGGAUCUGUGCUCGCUUUGCCCAUUGUUGGAUAUCUGGCGGAUCGCUUCGGUCGAAAGCCAGUUCUUCUUUCGGGUAUCAUCCUCAUUAUCAUCGCCACCAUCAUCCAGUCUACUUCAAUUAACUUGCCCAUGUUCAUAAUCUCACGGCUGGUAGUCGGUUUCGGUGGCAUGUUCGUGGUACAUCCUAGUCCAAUGCUCAUCGCAGAGCUGGCUUACCCGACGCAUCGCGGGAAGUAUACCUCGGCUUUUUGGACCAUGUAUUAUCUUGGCGCAAUUCUGGCCUCGUGGACGACUUUCGGGUGCCAGGACUACCAAAGCGAAUGGGCAUGGCGUGUUCCUUCCAUCCUCCAAGCCGGUUUCCCACUUGUUCAGCUUUGCUUCUAUGCCUGGGUCCCCGAGUCUCCCAGAUGGCUGGUUGCAAGAGAAAGAACGAAGGAAGCUGCCUUGAUCCUUGCAAGGUAUCACUCAGGCGUUCAAGACCCAGUCGAAGGUCACACACCCCUCGUCCGCCGCGAAGUUGCCGAAAUUGUACAGACGAUUCAACAAGAAAAGACAGCAGAGACAACCGGCUGGAUGGCUCUUGUUGCUACUCCUGGAAACCGGAAGAGAACUUUGAUCGCUGUUUGCGUUGGCGCCUUCGCCCAAUGGAACGGCAUUGGGGUAGUUUCGUACUAUUUAACCCUUGUUCUCAACACCGUCGGCAUUACUGAUACCUUUACCCAAACACUGAUCAAUGGCCUGCUGCAAAUUUUCAACUUCGGUGCAGCCCUCAGUGCUGCGUUCCUAGUCGACCGCCUUGGCCGCCGGACUCUAUUUCUAUGGUCCGGUGCGGGCAUGCUGGUCAGCUACAUCGUCUGGACAGCUUGUUCGGCCGUGAACACGGAGACUGGAUCAAAGCCUGCAGGUAUCGUGGUUGUGGUUUGUCUGUUUACCUUUUAUUUUCACUACGACAUUGCCUACACUCCCCUUUUGCUGGGCUACCCAACGGAAAUCUUUCCGUACUCUCUGCGUUCGAAGGGCAUUGCAGUCGAGCUCUUUGCGAUCUAUGGUUCGCUGAUCAUUGCGGCUUUCGUCAACCCCAUUGGACUCGGAAACAUCGGAUGGAGAUACUACAUCGUUUUCUGUUGUUUGUUGGUCGUCUUUUUCGCUGUAACGUGGUAUCUGUUCCCCGAGACUAAAGGACACAGUUUAGAGGAAAUUGCUGUCCUCUUCGAUGGGCCUCAGGCCAUGGAGAACUUUGAAGACAGUUCUGACUUGAAGGAGGAGACAAUCCUGGCAAAGGGCGGGCUUCAUGAUGUUGUACACAAAGAACGGGCGUAG
Molecule: messenger RNA, 1566 nt
Organism: Colletotrichum spaethianum
Lineage: Eukaryota; Fungi; Ascomycota; Sordariomycetes; Glomerellales; Glomerellaceae
Product: lactose permease
Exons: 4
Coding region: 1-1566 (521 amino acids)
Biological process (GO): carbohydrate transport; transmembrane transport
Cellular component (GO): membrane
Molecular function (GO): carbohydrate:proton symporter activity
Source: RefSeq, a predicted model, not a curated record